Bursaphelenchus okinawaensis is the source of this 741-nucleotide messenger RNA. NCBI's taxonomy places the organism in Eukaryota, Metazoa, Nematoda, Chromadorea, Rhabditida, Aphelenchoididae. The record is from the annotation of a GenBank genome assembly.
AUGUCGUCGAGAGUUGGACCACGUGCUACAGGCACGGAUGGAAGCGAUUUUACACAUCGACAGAGAGUAUCACAACUAAUAAAGCUAAGGUAGGCAUUGUUUUUGAUGUAUUUUAUGUUUUUAGUGUACAAUAUAAAUUCUACCUCAAGAUGUUGUUUGUUCUACACUUUUUGGUACUUCUGGCUAUGUGGACGAAGGUUGGAAGCGAGUUUGCGAUCAAAGAUCUCGGCUACAAAAGUGCCUUCUUUGAGAAAUUGGAUCUUCCUUCAGCAUAUCCAUGGGAGUACGUGUGGUGCACGUCAUUUGUGUGUAUUGUGAUUGGUCUGCUGUCUUUUAAUCACAACAAGGUAAGUUUUACGUUGUGUCUUAGUUUAGAAAUUUUUUUUUUAAAUGCUUGUGGAUGUAUGAGUUAUAUUGCUCAAAAUUAUUUUGCUAUAAAAUAAACUUUUGAUUUUUUUUAAUGAUUGUCACUUUCAGACGAAGCUUUUACGUAUCGAAUACUAUGCUCAAUUUGUACUUGGAAUAGUGCCAUGUUCAAUUGGUAUUGGCAGCUUGUUUCCUGAAUUGAUCGCUUACAUUCAAGACCCGGAGAACAGUAACACACCAACAUUUAACGGUCAAUUCCCCAUGGUUAUUAUCUGGUACAUCUUUUUCUUGAUUUCCUUCCAAAUUCACAUUUUCGCCAUCUACUUCACUUAUUAUUUGAUAGGAUCCUGGGAACGGGACGUGAAGAAGGACUAG